CGGAGGCAGCAGUUUGCUGAGCUAGGUCCUAACACAGCAGAGAAGUACGAGCCACCGUAUCCGUGCCAAAGAGCUCAGGGGAUAUUUUCAAAAUCCGUUUUCAUCCGUAAAAGUUUAAGGCGCAUCGAUUUUUAAAACGACAGGAGCAUAAAGUGCAAACAUCACACUUUCUUAAAAACUUCAUAUUGUCGCAAUAUGACUUUUUCAACAUUGUAAAACAAGAGGCGAAAGAUUGUCGGAGAGACUUCACCCAGAGACGGCUUACAGAAGAACAAAAAUUGUUGGUUGAACGGAUCUCCGGUUUCGACUGGUUCGUUUAAUUAUUCUACUUGUAAGCAAGUUGGAGGUUUGAAGCUGACCAUAUUUUGAAUAUUUUGGAGCUAGCGAGCCUGCUAGCUAGCCAACGACAAAUUUAUUAACAUGGAGUUGAGAGUCGGAAACCGAUACAGACUGGGCAGAAAAAUUGGAAGCGGAUCGUUUGGAGACAUCUACCUGGGUACGGAUAUCUCUGUGGGAGAAGAGGUGGCCAUCAAGCUGGAAUGUGUGAAGACCAAACACCCACAGCUGCACAUCGAAAGCAAGAUCUACAAGAUGAUGCAAGGCGGAGUGGGGAUCCCAACGAUAAAGUGGUGUGGCGCUGAGGGGGACUACAACGUGAUGGUGAUGGAGCUGCUGGGGCCCAGUCUGGAGGAUCUGUUCAACUUCUGCUCCAGGAAGUUCAGUCUGAAGACGGUCCUCCUGCUUGCUGAUCAGAUGAUCAGCCGGAUCGAAUACAUCCACUCGAAGAACUUCAUCCACAGAGACGUGAAGCCAGACAACUUCCUGAUGGGUCUGGGCAAGAAGGGCAACCUGGUCUACAUCAUCGACUUCGGUCUGGCUAAGAAAUACCGCGAUGCUCGCACACACCAGCACAUCCCCUACCGCGAAAACAAGAACCUGACCGGCACGGCCCGCUACGCCUCCAUUAACACACAUCUGGGCAUCGAGCAGUCCCGGCGGGACGACCUGGAGUCCCUGGGAUAUGUCCUCAUGUACUUCAACCUGGGCUCUCUUCCCUGGCAAGGCCUUAAAGCUGCAACCAAGAGGCAGAAAUAUGAACGCAUCAGUGAGAAGAAAAUGUCUACCCCCAUCGAGGUCCUCUGUAAAGGCUACCCCUCGGAGUUUGCAACGUACCUGAACUUCUGCCGCUCGCUGCGAUUUGACGAUAAACCCGACUACUCGUACCUCCGCCAGCUUUUCAGGAACCUCUUCCACAGACAGGGCUUCUCCUACGACUACGUCUUUGACUGGAACAUGCUCAAGUUUGGCGCCAACAGGGCUGUGGAGGACGCAGAGAGGGAGCGUCGGGAACGCGAGGAGAGACUGAGGCACAGCAGGAACCCAGGGGCCAGAGGCAUGGCUUCAGCUUCAGGCAGAGCGAGGGCAGCUCAGGACGCUGCAGCCCCCUCCCCCCUCAACCCCGCCUCACACUCAGGGAUGGAAAAGGAGAGGAAGGUGAGCAUGCGUCUUCAUCGUGGAGCACCUGUCAACAUCUCGUCCUCAGAUCUGACAGGACGUCAGGACACGUCUCGCAUGUCCACCUCACAGGCCCUGUCCCGGGUCACACCAAGCGGCCUCCAGUCUGCAGCUCCUCGGUGAAACCUUCCCUCCUGCACAUCCACUGAGGACGCCUCUACAUGCACCACCUGCAGCACACCCACUCUCUCACACACACAUUCACACGGAUUACCUGGACUCUCUGAUGACACGGACAGCUGCUCACCAAUGCACCGGUCUUCCUGUGCAUCUAUUCACUCUACGGGGGAAGAGAUGCACAGCCAGCAGAUCGCGCGUGUGUGGGUGUGUGUGUGUGAGAGAGAGAGAGAGAGAGAGAGAGAUGGGCAGGUGGAGACCUGUUUGGUUGCCUUAACAACCAUCUUGGCAAAAUAAAAGCAACAGCAACCCUACUUCCUGAUCACUGGAAGAUUUGAAAACUCCCUGCUGUUGAACAAGCCAUCCAUUCACUUUUCUCCUGCAUCUUUACUUUUUUUCUCCUGACUUUUGAUUUUAUUUUAUUUUUUAUCUUUUUAGCAUAAAACAUUUUCACCAGCUAAUCAGCAUGACGGCGGAGAAGGCGGAGCGUGUUAAACGUUCAGAUUUCCUUUGUCUGAUGGAGCCGCUCCAUCUCUGAGCUCAGUGCCUGAACUCUGUGUGUUCUGUAAAAUACUUCAACCCCCCCGCAGGUCAGGCAGUUUUCAGGUGUAUGAUCGGUUUAGGUAGAGCACCGUGAGCGGGAAAAGAGGCGCGUUUUGCUCAGGUUUUGCUGGAAUCAGGGCGAUGUGGUGAAUUCCUAAACAUGCGGCACAUUGAGUUGGUCUUCAAGCGGCGGCGGCGGCUUCGUGGGAAAAGCUGUGAAUGGAAGAGUGAGUCAGGAGCUCAGUCUGUCCACAACAAACUUCUGAUGUUUUCUUUUCAGCUCGAUGUGUAGUGAUGUGGCUUUGUCUGUAUUUGUGUGCUUUUUGUCCUAGUUUCCAAGCUCAGUGGUGGGGGGGGUGAACAUGUUCAUUUUUUUUAUAUGAAUAUAUAAAAGUCAUUUGCGAUUUUUGUAAGCUUUUAAGUCCACAGCGUCUCCGGCCUCGUCCUGUGUUCCUCUGCUGAGUCACACCUGUUUUUGUUUUGUUUUUUUCCUCCAAAGCACAAUUUGUCCAUUUUCUAGUUAAACUUCACCUUUAGGAGCAGAAAUCAUUCAUUCAGCUUAGAUGAUGUAACGUGACGGAUCCUUUUUCCUGCUCAGUAUUUGGUGGAGGAACCCAUUUAGUUUAGUUUGGGCAAAGUUAAAGGUACAUUUGAGGUUUGUUAAUCACAGAAAACCCUUUAAAUCCACGUUUAAAACGGCGGAAUCGUUUUAAAUGAAAGGUUUGGCGAUGCUGCGGUACCUUUCCGUUUACAUAGAAAAUGGACAGACUGUUGGAUCGGCAGCAUGGUGGAGGCACAAGGAGGUUUUAGGAGCUGUGGACUGAGUGUCACGCUGCAGGAAAUCGGUCUCCCGCCGGAGCUCCGGGCUUCCUGCACAUUUUAACGUAGGACUUCCUCGAUGUGAUAGACUGAUACAAAGUAUUUGUAGGCCAUUUUCUGUAGCUGAUGUGGGAAUGGGUUGUAGUUAUAACUCGUACAUGUUCCUUCCUUCUGUUGUGUAUAGAUGCGCCUGUUUACCGCGUCCUAGUGAGCUGCUGUACGCUUUGGGACGAGUCGUUUAUAGAGGGAUUGGGAAUGCUUCACUCCAUUAGGGCCUGUAAAGGACCUUUUUUCUUUCAGUAUAUAUUUCACUUGUGGACUUGAAAACAACUAAAUUGAUAGAAUAACUUGUUUGUCUCUCUGAUGAUGGCUAUGAUAAAUGAAAGUACACGUCUCCAUGGACUGCUUUUCUUCUACCACCGCCUGUCCAAUAAAGCUCCUAAGUUUCUACUGGAUUCAGGUCUCACGAUGUUUCUUAUACUGCAGAUUCAUGGGGAAUCUUUUCUUUUCACUCCCAUCUUAAUAUUUUUGCCCCUCAGUUGUAUUGCCACUGUAUUUGUGUAUUUUAAAAUUGUGUAAAUAAAUAAAAAAGAACUU
Cyprinodon tularosa is the source of this 3591-nucleotide messenger RNA. It is a transcript of the gene csnk1da, whose product is annotated as casein kinase 1, delta a. The record is from RefSeq and is a predicted model, not a curated record. The transcript is spliced from 9 exons. Lineage: Eukaryota; Metazoa; Chordata; Actinopteri; Cyprinodontiformes; Cyprinodontidae. The coding region runs from base 421 to 1638 and encodes 405 amino acids. Gene Ontology annotation, molecular function: protein serine/threonine kinase activity; ATP binding. Gene Ontology annotation, biological process: non-motile cilium assembly; endocytosis; peptidyl-serine phosphorylation. Gene Ontology annotation, cellular component: nucleus; spindle microtubule; cytoplasm.